Fusarium odoratissimum NRRL 54006 is the source of this 1056-nucleotide messenger RNA. RefSeq lists its product as uncharacterized. NCBI's taxonomy places the organism in Eukaryota, Fungi, Ascomycota, Sordariomycetes, Hypocreales, Nectriaceae. The coding region runs from base 1 to 927 and encodes 308 amino acids. The record is from RefSeq and is a predicted model, not a curated record. The transcript has 7 exons. Gene Ontology annotation, molecular function: methyltransferase activity.
AUGACUCGGCGCUCGGGGAAGACUUCUAGUGCAAGCUCGACUGCUUCCCUCACCUCAAGUAUUCUCGAAUACCGAAAGUUUCAGGGUCGGACCUUUAAUAGUGACAAGUAUGAGACUGAAUAUUUCGCACCAAAUGACGAGAAGCAGAAGGAGUCCAUUGACAUCUCCCAUCACUACCUCAUGUUACUUCUCGACGGCAAGCUUUCGCUCGUCCCUUCGACAGAUGACUUGGAGGCCAAAGCUGAUGAUCAAAUAGGUAUAUGGGCAAUUGACUUUGCCGACCAAUACCCCAAAGCCGAGGUCAUUGGCACAGAUCUUUCCCCAAUACAACCAGAUUGGGUACCACCAAAUGUCCGAUUUGAACUCGAGGACGCAACUAGUAAUUGGACUUGGUCCAACGACAGGUUUAACUUUGUUCAUAUGCGCUACUUGAUUGGCGCUAUCGCUGAUUGGGGCGCGCUAUUCAAAGAAGCGUUCCGCUGUUGCAAGCCUGGGGGCUUCGUCGAAUCUGUCGAGGUCAAUCCUACAUUCCUCAGUGACGAUGAGACAGCCAGCGAUGUGAUGGCAGUGCAGACAUGGAAUAAGCUUUUCAGAGAGGCGAGUAAAACUUUUGGUCGUAGCUUUUGCGAGAUUGAGGGGGACGUGGAGUUUCUUGUUGCUGCUGGAUUUGUAGACCUGCAAGUUACUGACUUCAAGGUUCCUGUCGGCGGAUGGGCCAAAGACUCCAAGUUACGUCAAGUCGGCCAGUUCCUUCGCGCAACGAUCGAAAACGAUCUUGAAGGAUACACCCUCAUGGCGUGGCAGCAGAUUUUGGGGUGGCCCAAAGAUGAAUAUGAGUUAUUUCUGAUGGACAUGAGAAAGGCUCUCAGAGAUAAGAAAGUGCACAGCUACAUACGCGUUCGCUUUAUUAACGCCCGUAAGCCAUGAGAUGCGAGGUAGAUAGAGACUUGGGAAAUGGAGACCACAAUCAGCUUCAGGCUUUGGAGCGCCACAGACAUUUGUAGCGAAUCUAAGCCAGAAUGAGACAAGCCAUUCCUUCAUUAAGAGGCAGAUAGG